Messenger RNA from Thamnophis sirtalis, 1661 nucleotides. Lineage: Eukaryota; Metazoa; Chordata; Lepidosauria; Squamata; Natricidae. The record is from RefSeq and is a predicted model, not a curated record.
GAACUUACGGUGCUUUGCCACCUUCACCAUCCCAGCCUGGUGUUCCUGAUGGCUGCGGCUGUGCGUCCCCGGAUGCUAGUCAUGGAAUUAGCCCCCAAGGGGUCUCUGGAUCGGUUGCUGCAGCAGGAGAACGCAGGCCUAACCAGAACCUUACAGCACAGGAUAGCUCUGCAUGUGGCAGAUGGCUUGAGGUAUCUACAUUCUUCCAUGAUCAUCUAUCGCGACUUAAAGCCUCACAACGUCUUGCUCUUCACGCUUUAUCCCAAUUCAGCGGUCAUCGCCAAGAUUGCCGAUUACGGCAUUUCCCAAUAUUGUUGCCGAAUGGGAAUAAAAACCUCCGAAGGCACACCAGGAUUUAGAGCCCCAGAAGUUGCAAGAGGAAAUGUUAUUUACAACCAGCAAGCUGAUGUUUAUUCAUUUGGCUUGCUGCUGUAUGACAUUUUGACAGCUGGUGGAAGAAUAUUAGAGGGCAUAAAAUUUCCUAAUGAAUUUGAUGAAUUAGCUAUCCAUGGAAAACUGCCAGGGAAACAUGGUAUUAUAAUUUAUGGAAGAAUGUUGCACAGAUAUCUGUGCCCAGACGAUACAUUACUUAAGGAAAGAUGGAAUGGCAAAAGUGCCACACCCUUAAGGACUUUUCUCGUGGGAAGUGAGAGCACGCCACUGAUGUGUUUAAGUGAAUCAAAUUGUUCCUCUGACAGAAGUGCAAUCUGGGGCGGCUGCGGAUCCAAAAUAUUAUCAUUGUCCAGCGAUUUAUCUACCCACAAACUCAUUGAGACCAAGACGAGUCAUCUGUUAUGUCACAAGGACUACUGCAAUGCCAAUAUUAUUUCUAUAGCAGUGGACAAAUUUAUCUACUUGGCAAAGAAGGAGAGCUAUUUUGUUGAGAUUUGGGACAAAAAGACAGAGAAGCUUUGCGAACUGAUUGACUGUGUACACUUACUAAAAGCGGAGGUGCCAGAACUGAACACGGAAUCCAAACAGAAACUCGUUUACCCGGGAAGAGUGAAGAGCCUCUGCCUUCAGAAAAAUACGGCAUUGUGGGUUGGCACAGGGGGCGGCCACCUAUUACUACUUGAUCUGUCCACGCGCCUCCCCAUAUGGAUAAUACACGAUUUCUGUCGUUCCGUGAGAUUCAUGAUGACAGCCCAUCUAGGCACUCUCAGGAAUGUGGUUCUGGUCUUGGGUUAUAGCCAUGAAGAGGAGGGUGAAGACGGACACAUUAAAGGGAUACCGUCUUCUGUGUCUAUCUGGGAUGUGAAUCUGCCGCAUGAAGUGCAAAACUUGAAAAAACAUAUUGUGAUGAGGCAGGCGCUAGCAGAGAAGAUGAAGCAGAUUUCCUUGGAUUAACUUGAAGGAAUUUACACUAGAUUUACACGAAGCCAUGGAAGUUAGUUUCGUUGAAGGACGGCGUGAAAUACUUGCUAAAUGCAACAUGACCACUUUGCUUCCUUUAAAAUGAAACAAAAAUAUGAAUUAUACAGCAGUGUAUAAUAUUCCACACUAAAAGGAUAAAAGCGUAGCAGCAUAAAUCUGGUUUCAGAUGCCACUAGGUUUAAAUUAAUUCCCUUUGGCUACCAUGUUUCUCCGAAAACAAGACAGGGUCUUAUUUUCUUUUGACCCCUGAAAUAACUGCUUGGCCUUAUUUUCGGGGACGCUUUAUU